AAGCGCGCGGGCGGGGCGGGGUUCGGCGGCGCCCGGCGAGGACCAAAGUGCGUCUUCAGACCGGGCAAAACCCAGUUGGGUUGGACAGCCAUGCCCAAGUACUGCCGGGCUCCGAACUGCUCCAACAAUGCGGGCCAACUGGGCGCGGACAACCGCCCGGUUCCCCCUGAAGGAUGGCCCCCGGCUGCAGGCCUGGCUGAGGCACAUGGGGUGUGAGCACUGGGUGCCUAGCUGCCACCAGCACCUGUGCAGCGAGCACUUCGCCCCCUCUUGCUUCCAGUGGCGCUGGGGCGUGCGCUACCUGCGGCCGGAUGCUGUGCCCUCCAUCUUCUCCGGAGCGCCGCCCGCCAAGAGGCAGACGAAUUCCCGAAGCACCGAGAAACCAGUCGUGCCUCCAACUCCGCAGGAAGCCACGUCCCUGUCCCCUGGUCCAGCCGUCCCGGCCCCUGGCCCCGUACAGCUUGUGGUGUUGGGGCCAGCAUCCGGGGGCCCCGAGGUCCCAGGCACCGUGUUCCUGACUCCCCUGCCGCUUCCGCCGGUUCCCACGGGGCCGCGCCCUGGAGUGUCGGCCCAGCACCCCUGGCCCGGGCUGGGCGCGGCGCUGGGAGCGCUGCAGCGGCGGGUGCGAAGGCUCCAGCGGCGCCACGAGCGGCACCAGGCGCGGCUGCGGUCUCUGGAACAGCUGGCGAAGCAGCUGCGCGCGGAGAGCCUGCUGGCGCCGGCGCACCGGGGCCGGCUGCGCGCGCUCCCUGGACCUGAGGAGUCCCAAGCCUUCACCAUCAUCUGUGGAGGGCCUGACAUAGCUGUGGUCCUUGCCCAAGGUCCUGCACCUCCCACCCUGGACGCCAAGCCUGAGCUCCUGGACACUCAGACUCCCAGUGCAUAAGGACCAGGACAGAUGACAGAAGACAGAGGAAGAGAGACGCAUCAAACGUGGGCUUGGCCCAGCCCCAUGACUCAUGCCUGGGGCAUAGCAGUGCCUCCCUCAGGGCCCUGACUCCCACCACCUCCUCCUAGGGACCCCUUGAACCUUAGGGCUGACCUGGGCCCAAGACCCCUGUCAGCAGUGAUUACCCUGGGAACCAGGUCCCAACCCCACCUUCAAUCUUUGCGGUCAGUAAAACAUUCUCAGAGCAGAGCAAGGGUUGUUUGUUUGGAGAGAGUUGUACCUGGUUCUGAAGAGCCCCUUGUACCCUUUGCCAAGGCUGGUGCCAAGCUGGGGAUACAGCAGUGAACACAGCUGACAAAAGUCCUGUCCUCGUGGUGCUCACUUUCUGCUUGAGCAGAAGAUGAACUAGUAAAUAAACAGUAUAAUUUCAGGUUGUGAUAAGUGCCAUAAAGACUGAAUGAAAAUGU
This is a messenger RNA of Delphinapterus leucas (beluga whale), 1356 nucleotides long. RefSeq names its product THAP domain containing 8 (gene THAP8). NCBI's taxonomy places the organism in Eukaryota, Metazoa, Chordata, Mammalia, Artiodactyla, Monodontidae. The record is from RefSeq and is a predicted model, not a curated record.